AUGCAUAAGUUGCACCCCAGCCUCAAUAUCCUUUUCAACUUCAGCCUGAGUCAGAAAGUCACGAACAAUGUUGUUUUGUUAGAGCCCCUUUUGGUUGGCAUAGAAGGUUCUCUCAAAUCCAGCACAUACAACCUUUUAUUCUGUAAUUCCUGUGGGGCUCCUGUUGGUUUCCAUUUAUAUUCUACCCAUACUGCUCUCGCUGCCUUGAGAGGCCAUUUCUGCCUUUCUUGUGAUAAAAUGCUGUGUUAUCUGUUAAAAACAAAGGCCAUAGUAAACACAUCAGAGAUGGGUAUUCCCAAUGUACCUUUACCAGAAAAGAUUGCAGAGCAGAAAGAGAAGAUAAUGGUAGUGCACACUUGUUUCAACUCACUGACGAAGAUUCUGAAGGGAAAACUCCUCAUCAGUCUAACCAAGAAAACUGAACAAGCAAGGAAACAGCACAAUCUUGGGCUUCACAGAAUGAUCAAAGAUCUUGCAACAUGUGACUCUAUUACUUUAAAUUUAUUUUAG
Molecule: messenger RNA, 510 nt
Organism: Rattus norvegicus (Norway rat)
Lineage: Eukaryota; Metazoa; Chordata; Mammalia; Rodentia; Muridae
Source: RefSeq, a predicted model, not a curated record